Heterobilharzia americana is the source of this 1284-nucleotide messenger RNA. The record is from the annotation of a GenBank genome assembly. Lineage: Eukaryota; Metazoa; Platyhelminthes; Trematoda; Strigeidida; Schistosomatidae.
CGCGGAAGUUAGGAAGCUAUACAGUAGAACGCAGGAACUAGUCAGAUUCACGUCAGUUGGCACCGCCUAGCUAUUUCCCGCGUUCAGGCCAAGAUUAUUGGAUUCUGGCCGCUACAGUACUCAACAACCCGUCACUGCUGUACCUGGCAAUCGCAAGGGGUUCCUUGAGUCAAUCCCGGACGGGGAUGACAUGUCCAUGGAUCCAACCUCAGAUACCAAGCAAGUCCCUCUUGAUGUUAUUUCAUGCCGUGGCUCUGAUAAUGGUACAGUUAUUGACUAUAGUAAGACUAGUCCUUGUAGGACCUCUGCUCAGUUGAAGGUACGACAGUUGGAUGAAAGGCAAGAGUUGGAACUUCGUGAAUUCAAGGCUAAACAAAGACAGGAAAGGUUGCGUCUGCAUAAAGAACUCAACUUAGAUGUGAAUGGGGGUUUAGGUGAUACCUUUUCCUUGGAUGAUGAUAUAAAGUGUCACAAAUCAGUUUGUCUUGGCAUUGACCCUCAUAGCAGUUCUGAUCGUGAAACGACUAGCCAGGGAGCAGCGCAGAAAACAAAGGGGUUGCCGCUACUUUGCCUUGUGUCAAUGUUGGCCAUGAGUUGCCGAAAGUAGAAUUAAGCAGCUUUGACGGACAUCCAGCCAAAUAUUGGAAGUUUAUGAGGCAGUUUGAGCUCUACGUUGUCUCUAAGGUUGAUGAUGAUGGACAGAGGCUGUUAUACUUGUUACAUUACUGUAAAGGUAAGGCCAGGGAGGCUAUAGAGGAAUGCAUUAUGUUACCACCAUCUGCUGGUUAUCGUAGGGCUCGGGAUAUACUCAAACGUUUGUUUGGAAGGACUCAUGAAGUCAGCCGGGCCUUACUACAGGAUCUGAUGGAAUGCUCGAACAUAGAACAAAACGAUGCUGAGGCAAUGUCGAGGUUAGCUAUAAAAAUGGAAAACUGCGCUAUAGCCCUAGAGCAAAUGGACUAUACUGCGGACCUUAACUCCUUGAGAACUUUAGAAGGUAUAGUAAAGAAAUUGCCCCGUGUGUUACAGAUGAAAUGGGCGGAGACUGUCGAAAAGCUAACUGAAACCGAACGAGAACCUACCUUCGCAGAGUUAACGCAGUUUGUGUCAGCACGUGCGAGCAUUUUGCUAAGUAGGUUUGGACAGCUGGCAACAAGCAGUCGACGACCAGAUAGUAAAAUAGCAUGUUCCACGCAGCAGCUAGUACCCGUUGGGGGAGUCCUGAAACCUUCAUGUAUAUUUUGUGGAGGGAACCAUGUAGUCACAAAAUGUACCACAUUUCUG